AUGUCUGCCACCAACAGCAGCUCGGCCCCUACCGGCGCCACGGAUGCUGUUCUCAAACCAAGCGAUCCAAUCCCUGAAGGCUCGCGCGAGGUGCAGGGCAUCGACUUCAAUCAGUAUGCAUCGCGCAGCAUCACGGUUGAGGAGCUGGUCGGCGGCUAUGCAAGCAUGGGGUUCCAGGCAACAUCAGUCGGAGAGGCUGUGCGCAUCAUUAACAACAUGCGUUCCUGGAGAGACCCCGAAUCAGGUGACGGAACGACCAUCUUCCUGGGCUAUACCUCGAAUCUGAUAUCGUCUGGUCUGCGCGAAACGUUGCGCUAUCUCGUCCAGCACAAGCAUGUUGCUGCCAUUGUCACGACUGCGGGCGGCGUCGAGGAAGACUUCAUCAAGUGCCUCGCUCCAACAUAUCUUGGCGCAUUCUCUACGCCGGGCGCAGGACUACGCCAGCAGGGCAUGAACCGAAUAGGAAAUCUCGUCGUGCCCAACAGCAACUACUGCGCCUUCGAGGACUGGGUUGUGCCGAUCCUCGACACAAUGCUCGAGGAACAGGAAGCAAGCAAGAAGACUGAGGAGCCGCUACAUUGGACGCCAAGCAAAGUCAUCCACCGCCUCGGCAAGGAGAUCAACGAUGAGCGCUCCGUCUACUAUUGGGCGUGGAAGAACGACAUACCCGUCUUCUGCCCAGCGCUGACUGACGGCAGCCUCGGUGACAUGCUCUAUUUCCACACCUUCAAGUCAUCUCCUGAGCAGCUGCGGGUGGACAUUGUAGAGGACAUUCGGAAGAUCAACACAAUUGCUGUCCGGGCAAAGAGGACAGGCAUGAUCGUAUUGGGUGGGGGCAUAGUCAAGCAUCAUAUUGCCAAUGCCAAUUUGAUGCGCAACGGGGCAGAGAGCGCCGUCUACAUCAACACGGCCCAGGAGUUCGACGGGAGCGAUGCGGGGGCGAGGCCAGAUGAGGCCGUCAGUUGGGGCAAGAUCAAGGUGGAUGGUGAUAGUGUCAAGGUCUACGCCGAGGCAACGGUGGUGUUUCCGCUCAUCGUGGCGGCAACAUUCGCACGGGUGCAACAGGCUGAUAAGUCCCUGGAGCUAUUGUGGAGAAGCACCUCAAUCGAUAAGGUGAUGGAGGUUGAUGACAUCGGUCGUGGCACGGCCUGCAGCCUGACAGAUGAGUCAAUUCCGACCGACCAUGGAGGUGAGAGCUGUGAAAGGGCGAGGCAUGAUGACGAGGGCGCUAACCGUCUCACCACCAAGCUCUCUUUCGGCCAGCUCGCCAACGAGAUAUUACUCACUCCCUCCGAUGUCGACAUGAACGCCUCCACCACCACAUCAGCGCCUGUGGCCCAGCAGCACGGUCAGGACGACGCAGACAUGGCCGAAGCUGCGGGCGGCACAGGCACUUUGGACCCGACAAACGGCCAUGCGUUAGAGCCUCCAAGCCCUCCAAACGAUCGCGAGACCGCCAACAGCGCGGUUGCCAUACAGGUCGCUGCUGUAGAGGAGGAUGUUAUGGACACCACACCGGACCUUGAUACAGACUUGGUGUUAGAGCAUGACUCAACGGCUCAGCCUGACACGAUUGCCGAUCCGCUCGUCUCUGCUACACAAGAGGCUUCAGCGACUGAGCCAGGUAGAAACAACGUAGAUGAUCCCUCGGACAAUGUGGUAACGACUGACAAUGCACCUCCACUCGACCCUCCACUGCCCAUCGAUCCACUUUCGCAUCCUCCGCCACCGCCGCCUCCCAUUGACCCCGUCCGCUCCGAAUCCGAGUCUUCUGACGAUGACGAUGGACUUCCGCCAUGGCACCCAAUACAGGAGGACACUUCGUCUCCGGACGAGGAUGAGCUGAAGGAGCUUGAGGAUUUGGUAGAACACAGCGCUCUUGACCACAAGUACUGGGAGAGCAAAGCAUUUCUGCCAUUAGAGGAACCGGAGUACACCGCUGGUGAGACUGGACGUAUCAACUGGAAUAUCGAUGCCUAUAAUGGUACACGCGAAAAGCCAAAUCGAGACAUUGUCAUGACCUCCGACGUGGUCACUGUUGGCGGGCACCAAUGGCAGAUCAAGUUCUAUCCAAAAGGAAAUGACUCGGACUAUCUCAGCGUGUAUUUAGAAUGCCUGAGCGUUAUGGAUCCAAAGAAAACGUCGAGUGCGGACCAGAGCAAUGAGACGUCAAAUGAGGAUAAUGCGCAGAAUGUUGAAGAAAAAGAACACGACAGAAUGGAGACAAGUGUACAGGCGACUGCAGACGCAACAAGUCCACCCAAUGUGCCUGUCGAUCCUCAGCAUGCGCCACUGCCACUCCUCGAUUCAAAAUCUGUGCCUAAGCGAAAAAGUGUUGCGGCGCAAGUAAGUGUCGUGCUAUACAACCCCACUGAGCCUCGAGUGCAUUACUCGAAAACUGCCCUGCAUCGCUUCUGUAGCGGGUCUCCCGACUGGGGCUGGACACGUUUUCAUGGACCGUACUACGAAAUUGCCCACCGCAUGCGAGGCCAACGCUCUGCACUCCUGCGCGAUGAUAAGCUUGCUUUCACUGCUUAUAUCCGAAUUGUCGAAGAUGAGACGAACUGCCUGUGGGAGCAUCCCAACAGGGAGAACCCAUGGGACAGCUUCGCAAUGACUGGACUACAGUCACUCAUCUUGGGUGAGGAUGCUAGCGCGCCUGGUGGCAACAUGAUCUCCGCAGUCAUUUCGUGGCUACUUUUCAAACCUUUCCGAGACGUCUUGUACAGUAUUGACGUCCUCGAUCCAGAGAAGGAUCCUGGAGCUGGCCCCGUUCCUCUGGACGAUGUUCUAGAUGCUUUGGAAUGGUACGGUAUCCACGAUCGGCUUGACAAAGUCGAUGUCGUAGAAGUAUGGGAGGUAUUGCGUGCCAAGCUGGAAGAAGAACUACAAAGCACUACACAUACUAGCGUUUUGGAGCUCCUUUUUGGCCCAAAGCGCGAUUACGCUACCGGCGUUCCCAAAUAUAGGGUCCCAGUCGUCGGUGUCGAGACCAUGCAGACAGCAGUCAACAGCUCGUCAGAUUUUGUCGUACCAGGGAAGCCAUUGCCACAGUUGCUGACGAUCGAGCUCGAUAGACAGCACUUCGACGUGAAGACGCGUUCUUACGUUAAGGUACUUAACAAAGUCACCCUAGAUGAUCACUUGACAAUCAACGGCACAAGCUAUACCCUGUAUGGAUUCGUGGUUCAUAAGCAGACUCUCCAAUCCUACUCCGACAGCAAAGACGAGAACCAAGUGAGAUGCCUCACGAAGCGGCAAGCAGUGAAUGACCAUGAAGGAAAGUCAGGCAAGGAUAUAGUCGUGGGUAACGAAGCGGUCGCAUACAUUGCAAUGUACGUUCGGGACGAUGUAGCACAUGCAGCAUUUGCCGUUAACUCGGACGGUGAACUGUGGGCUGUCCCUGAAUGGUUUCGCAGAGAGCUGGAGAAAGACAAGGACUCAAAUGACGCCUCCACUCCUCCUCCUCCACCCGCCGAUGCUCCCGCCACCAAUAGCGAGCUAGAUGGCCUUUCACAAGACAAUCAGGAAGAAGAAUCUGUCUCGAUAUUCGACUUCCAAGUUGUUGACUCUCGUGUAUUCAAUAAACAUGACGGAGCUGGCAACUUCGAUGCCUACAGCCCAGUCGGAGAAACAAAUAUGGAGCAUGUGUUCAGUAUCCAGCUUUCUAGCGAUUCCGGAUGCGACGACAUCGUUCAAAAACUUCUCCCACUCUUCCCUGAUGUCAAAGACCCCCGUCAAAUCUUGUUCUGGUUCCUGGACCCAGCUCGUGGGACGCUGAACCGACCACAGUUUCUGGGUACUGAGACCAAACACUGGACGCUGGCCAAUUCUCCAUCCGCAAGUCGCCGGAUUUGGGUUCAUGUUCUCGACUUUGACACAUUGCCCGAGCUUCCAAAGCCGAAAGAGGAGCAGCUAGAGCGAGAGCAACCCAUGUCUCAUGGACUCCAUGUGGAAGAAGUAACCGCGGAAGCAAGCAACGGCGAAGGUGAGGAGGCGAAUGCCGUGCAAACUCAAACUACACCUCGCACGCAGGACACUCCAAUGAGUGAACCAGGAGAGUCGCAAGUAGCACUGGUCGAGUCGGAUGCGCCGCAAGUUGAAGCUGUUCCUGUAGACAACGUGGACGAUGUUGACACCGCGAUGGUCGAGGUCCAAUCAGCUGAUGUGCCUGACCCGCCAGCUGUUGAUGUACUCGUUUCGGAGGAACUGAUGGCACCAGGAGAUACGGAGAUGGGCGGUACGCAGGAAGAUUUGCAUCUACCGCCGCCUCCUCCUCCGCCUGUCGAUGUCCAGCCUGAGAUUACCGAACCACCCCCACCCCAGCGCUCACAAACUCCCGACCCACCUCCGGACGAAAUCUACUUCUUCUUGAAGUUGUGGAACCCCGACAAGCAAGCUCUCGAGCCGCGUGGCUCGCAUGUAUCUCUCACAUCUGCCCGGGUUGACGAAACGGUUGUGACUUUGCUCGGUCUACCAGUAGAAGACAAGAAGAAAAUUGAGCUGUGGGAGGAGGAAGAUAUGACAAGCGCUCGCAUGAUCAAGCAUCGUCGAUCAUUUGCCCAACUCGAUCUGCGCAAUACAGCCAUCAUCAUUGUCUCUAUGCCCACCACACCUGAGCAGCGCGCAGCUCUCGCCGAUCGCGCAGCUUUUGCAGAUCCUUCGGCAUACCUCAAGUAUCGCGCUUUCGCCCGGAACUUCCCCAAUAGUUUGAACGGGUACUUCACGUACAACUACUUCUCGUCGCAAUACUACAAAGGUGAAGUAACGAACGGACAUCGCCACGGCCACGGCACACUAAUCUACCACUCCGGCGCCACAUACUCCGGCUCCUUCCGCCUCGGUCAAUGUCACGGCCACGGCGUGUACACGUUCCAGAACGGCGACACGUACGACGGCGACUGGGUCGACGGCCAACAACACGGCUCAGGCACCUUUGUCGAAGCAGCCACAGGCAACACUUACGUCGGCGGCUGGAAAAACGACAAGAAAUUUGGCGAGGGCGUGACGCACUGGAAAAACGCACAGGAGGCUGAGCGCAUGUGCAGAAUCUGCUGGGACGAGCCGGCCGAAGCGGCAUUUUACGAUUGCGGGCAUGUAGUCGCGUGCUUGAUGUGUGCGAGAGAAGUGCAGAAUUGCCCUGUCUGCAGGAAGAGGGUGCUUACUGCGAUGAAGCUCUACUACGUGGCGUAG
Messenger RNA from Parastagonospora nodorum SN15, 5193 nucleotides. RefSeq lists its product as hypothetical. The coding region runs from base 1 to 5193 and encodes 1730 amino acids. The transcript has 9 exons. Lineage: Eukaryota; Fungi; Ascomycota; Dothideomycetes; Pleosporales; Phaeosphaeriaceae. Gene Ontology annotation, molecular function: protein binding; deoxyhypusine synthase activity. The record is from RefSeq and is a predicted model, not a curated record. Gene Ontology annotation, biological process: peptidyl-hypusine biosynthetic process. Gene Ontology annotation, cellular component: cytoplasm.